Molecule: messenger RNA, 429 nt
Organism: Funneliformis caledonium
Lineage: Eukaryota; Fungi; Glomeromycota; Glomeromycetes; Glomerales; Glomeraceae
Source: the annotation of a GenBank genome assembly
AUGCCUACCAGCUGGAGUGCUUACUUCGAUGAAACAGAUCUGGAAGAUUACCAUUUUCUGGAUUUUUACGAGUACCGUUCGAAGCAAGCUGACUUUACUUUCUCUUUUAUGAAAGAGGCAUAUAAGUUGCAGAUGGAUCUUGAUCUUAUCGCGAAAGAUGGCUCAAAGGAAAUGAAGGAAAAUGUUGUAAACCUUAUGGAUGGAAUGUCCAUUGUACUUAGUAUACUAAUUCUGUGUGGACUAGUUGAGGGUACUAGCUUGUUGAUAAGCACCUCUGUAGAGGCCCUUAAAACUGCAAUUGGAAAUAUUAAUUAUACCACUGGAAAUAUUAAUAAUAUGUUGAAAUUACCAGGAAAUCAGAUCGAUAACUCAACGCCUGGAUCAAUAAUUGGACGCAAGCGAGCUUGUGAAAAUGAAGAAUUACCAUAA